AUGGGUGAUAGUGCUACCCCCGAAGCCCCUUCCAACCCUCCUCCGGUUGAACCUUCCCGUGAGGAAGGUCGGGAGCUGAAGUUGCUUCACUUCAUCUAUGACCAACCGAACCGUGACGAGAUCCAGGGCAACCCUGCCAAGAUCCUGGAUCUGAUCGAAGAGUUCGGGAAAACGUACCACUUCAUGAACAUUGGUCGGGCCAAGGGCAAGUUCAUCGUCGACAUCAUCGAGGAAAAGAAGCCCGAAGUGAUGAUCGAGCUUGGUGGUUAUGUUGGUUAUUCGGCCAUUCUGUUCGGAGAUGCCGUGCGCCGGGCCGGCGGACGACACUACUAUAGUCUAGAGCUGAACCCCGAAUUCGCGGCCAUCGCGAACAUGCUGCUUGAACUGGCGGGCUUGCGCGAUUUUGUUACGAUCCUCGUUGGCCGAAGUGAUUUGUGUCUCGACAAGCUUUUCUCGAGCGGCAAAGUCAAGCAGGUGGAAGUGAUGCUGAUCGACCACUAUAAGCCCGCAUAUCUCGCCGAUUUGAAGCUCUGCGAGCAGCUCGGCAAGAUCGUGCCCGGGGUUUCAGUUGUGGUGGCGGACAACGUGCUCUACCCCGGCAACCCGCCGUAUUUGGAGUAUGUCCGCAGCACAGUGGAGCAGAAGCGUGAAGCGGCCAAGAAGGGACCGGUCCAGGCGUAUGAUACAACCGGCCUGCCACAGAAAUCAUACAGGUCAUUCAUGGGUGCGGAUGCGACUCCCAGAUUUGAGCUGACCGGCAACCCGAACCUGGUGUAUGAGAGCAAAUUGGUCAAACCCGAGACCACACGAGACGCGAUCGAAGUGAGCCGAUGUGUGGGAAUCCAAGAAUGA
Messenger RNA from Aspergillus luchuensis, 852 nucleotides. RefSeq names its product O-methyltransferase. Gene Ontology annotation, molecular function: O-methyltransferase activity. The coding region runs from base 1 to 852 and encodes 283 amino acids. The record is from RefSeq and is a predicted model, not a curated record. The transcript is spliced from 3 exons. Lineage: Eukaryota; Fungi; Ascomycota; Eurotiomycetes; Eurotiales; Aspergillaceae.